GCUUUAGGUCCUAUUUAAUGAAAAAGUUGAACGUGUCGCCUGAGAGCUACAAAGUGUAAAUAAAACAGCUGCUUCUCUGAGUCUCAGUUCUCUCUAAAAUUUUAGAUCUAGAUUAUCUAAUAAUCCUGUAUGAAAAUGCCACCUAAAGGGAAGCAAGCUACAAAAGGACAAAAACAAAUAGCUGAAGAGAACCAAUCAACACUUCAGUUUUAUGUAUAUGUCAUAGGAGGAGUCAAUAUAGUAUAUUACAGUGUCUGGUAUUUCUUUUACUGGGACUUAUUCACCAUGCGCCCGAUUGUUUUGUCUUUGCUGACAGCUGCAAUUUACUUUGGUAGUUACAAGUUCAUGUCCAAUAUGGCCCAAUCUGUUUACCAAGAUGGACAUCUGGUAGAUGCUGGAACUGACCUUAAUAUGGAAUCUGGCAUGGCAGAACAUAGCAAAGAUCUAAUCUUGUUGACGAGUAUUGUACAAAGCUUGUCCUUAUUAAGUGGAUACUUUUGGCUUUUUUUGUUACUGGCUCCCGCAAGAGUUCUACACAUUUUGUGGGUUAACUUUUUAGGCCCAUGGUUCUUUGCUCCUGCUGAGGAGCAGCCAGUGGAUGAUAAAAAACAAAAGAAACUAGAGAGAAAGAUGAAACGACAGCAGAUAGUCAGAUGAGAAAAACUGUUUGUAGAUAGCUUUGUGUUAGAUUUGUGCAAGGUGGACAAACGUUUUUUUCUCAUGUAUGUUUGCAGUUUCACAUUUUAAAUCAUUAUGUAGCUAAUUAAUGAUGACAUUUUGUCAACUUUUUCAUUGAUGUGCCAUUCAGCCCUUAAUUGUAAUAUAUUUCACUUGUCUGAGCUCAUGCAUGGUUUGCACAAUUAUUAAAGUAUACUUUUAAAAUGUUGAACCUUACUCUCUAUGAUAACAGGCAACCUCUCUUGAUUAUGUGCCCUGGUUCAAAACUGUGUCAUGUGACCAGCUCAAUUACUUGCUGCCUUUACUUUCCUCUGUAGAUUAAGACUUCACCAGAGGAUUCAAACUUUGGCAUUUGGUUCAGCAGCCUAGCUCUUUAGCAUUUCAUUCACCACAUCCUUUGUCGUAUGACCUAAGUCUGUUCUUAACAUAUGUUGGUCUUUUGAUGUGUUGAGUAUCAAUAGUCAUUUAGUUUAGUAAAAAGAAAAUUUGUUUAGCUAUCUUACAGCUUUUUUUAGGUGCCCAUAUAAUAUCUUGAUAUCAACUCGGCUCCCAUAUAUUAUCUGUUUUAAAUGCUCACUUGAACUGCAGAUAUAGUUGUACAGCAGCAAACACAAAUUUGAAAUGUGUACUAAUUUAGAAAAUUUCUUUUAAAUAUGUUUUGUAAUAUUGUUUUAAAACAUCACUUUUCAUUCCAAUGAUUAUUACAUAUUAGAUGGACUGGAUUUAUAUUGAAUAAAUAAUGAUAGGUAAAGUUUAGCAUCAUUAUUGUUUUGUUAUAUGCAUUUUGAAGAGUUCUUCCUUCCUUACUUUGUUUGACCAUAGACUGUUCUAUGCAUCACCAUGAAAUGUUGUAUGCUCUCAAGUUUGACUUUUUAUCUUAUGUGUGAACGAAACAAAAAGUGUGUCAUUAAAAUAUUUUUUUUUAUA
This is a messenger RNA of Biomphalaria glabrata, 1605 nucleotides long. Its product is annotated as transmembrane protein 208-like. The record is from RefSeq and is a predicted model, not a curated record. Gene Ontology annotation, cellular component: intracellular membrane-bounded organelle. Lineage: Eukaryota; Metazoa; Mollusca; Gastropoda; Planorbidae. The transcript has 6 exons. Bases 130 to 657 code for a protein of 175 amino acids. Gene Ontology annotation, biological process: vacuolar protein processing.